Dipodomys spectabilis (banner-tailed kangaroo rat) is the source of this 1281-nucleotide messenger RNA. Its product is annotated as checkpoint protein HUS1-like. Gene Ontology annotation, biological process: meiotic DNA integrity checkpoint signaling; telomere maintenance; mitotic intra-S DNA damage checkpoint signaling. The transcript has a single exon. NCBI's taxonomy places the organism in Eukaryota, Metazoa, Chordata, Mammalia, Rodentia, Heteromyidae. The record is from RefSeq and is a predicted model, not a curated record. Gene Ontology annotation, cellular component: site of double-strand break; checkpoint clamp complex; nucleolus.
GCGUGUUGGGCGCCUCUGCGCCGUGGGGCCUGGUGGCCGCCAUGAAGUUCCGAGCCAAGAUCGUGGACGCGGCCUGUCUGAAUCACUUCACGCGAGUCAGUAACAUGAUUGCCAAGCUUGCUAAAAUCUGCACCCUCCGCAUCCGCCCAGAUAAAUUGAACUUCAUCCUCUCAGACAAGCUGGCCAGUGGAGGGGUGAGCAUGUGGUGUGAGCUAGAGCAGGAGAACUUUUUCAGCGAAUUUCAAAUGGAAGGUGUGUCUGCAGACAACAAUGAGAUUUAUUUAGAACUAACGUCGGAAAACUUAUCUCGAGCCUUGAAGACUGUACAGAAUGCUAGAACCUUGAAAAUCAAGUUAACCAAUAAAUACUUUCCCUGCCUUACUGUCUCUGUAGAGCUGUUGUCUGCAUCAAGCAGCAAUCGAAUCGUGACACAUGACAUCCCCAUAAACAUUAUUCCUAGAAAAUUGUGGAAGGACUUACAAGAACCUUUGGUUCCGGACUCUGAUAAGACAUCUACACUGCCUUGGAAAAUGCUGACAUUUUGCAAAGAGCUGUAGGUAACCUGGCCCCAGGUUAGUAUUUAUUUGCCAGUUUUGAAGACUAUGAAGAAUAUUGUGGAAAAAAUGAAAAAUAUCAGCAAUCACCUUGUUAUUGAAGCAAACCUAAAUGGAGAAUUGAACUUGAAGAUAGAAACUGAAUUAGUAUGUGUUACCACUCAUUUUAAGGGUCUUGGAAACCCUCCAUUAGCCUCUCAGAGUUGUAGAGACAGAAGCCCUGGGGAGCUGACUGAGGUGCACAUAGAAAUCAAGAAGCUCCUACAGUUUCUUGCAGGACAGCAAGUGAACCCUACCAAGGCCGUAUGCAAUCUUGUGAAGAACAGGAUUGUUUACUUCGAUUUGCUUCAUGAAGAUGUCUCCCUGCAGUACUUCAUCCCAGCCUUGUCCUAGCACCAUAGCACCGGACUUAGAAAGGCAAAGCUUCUGUCGUGGCAGCAGAGAUGGUGCCCUGACCAGUCUGAUGGUUGUCUGGUCUCACAGCGCCACAGGCCACAGAGCCUUAUACCCUGCUUCUUUCUCCUUCUAUAAUAGUUAAGUAAAAGUUAUGGAAACAAUUUGGGUAAACCUGUUACUUCGUAUCAUUUGUGUCUGGGUUUUGUUUUGGGUUUAAUCUGCUUUUAAGGCAUUGAGAAGAACUUUGGAAUUCUUUUUCUUUUGUUUUUGUUUUUCUUUUGUUUCUGUGGCACUGAGUAUUAAUCAGGUCCUGUGCAUUCUACCACUGAGC